AUGGAGCGCUCUAAUCAACAGGGAGUCAGCACAUUUUCCCACAAUCCUCCUUUCUCUUUUUCUGAAACCCACAGAAGACGUCAAGCCACAGAAGCAACAGGAGACGUCAGGCCACAGAAUCAACAGGAGACGUCAGGCCACAGAAGCAACAGGAGACGUCAGGCCACAGAAGCAACAGGAGACGUCAGGCCACAGAAGCAACAGGAGACGUCAGGCCACAGAAGCAACAGGAGACGUCAGGCCACAGAAUCAACAGGAGACGUCAGGCCACAGAACCAACAGGAGACGUCAGCCCACAGAACCAACAGGAGACGUCAGGCCACAGAAGCAACAGGAGACGUCAGGCCACAGAAGCAACAGGAGACGUCAGGCCACAGAAGCAACAGAAGACGUCAAGCCACAGAAGCAACAGGAGACGUCAGGCCACAGAAGCAACAGGAGACGUCAGCCCACAGAACCAACAGGAGACGUCAGCCCACAGAACCAACAGGAGACGUCAGCCCACAGAAGCAACAGGAGACAUCAGCCCACAGAACCAACAGGAGACGUCAGGCCACACAAGCAACAGGAGACGUCAGGCCACAGAAGCAACAGGAGACGUCAGGCCACAGAAGCAACAGAAGACGUCAGCCCACAGAACCAACAGGAGACGUCAGCCCACAGAACCAACAGGAGACGUCAGCCCACAGAACCAACAGGAGACGUCAGGCCACAGAAGCAACAGGAGACGUCAGGCCACAGAAGCAACAGGAGACGUCAGGCCACAGAAGCAACAGAAGACGUCAAGCCACAGAAGCAACAGGAGACGUCAGGCCACAGAAGCAACAGGAGACGUCAGCCCACAGAACCAACAGGAGACGUCAGCCCACAGAACCAACAGGAGACGUCAGCCCACAGAAUCAACAGGAGACAUCAGCCCACAGAACCAAUAGGAGACGUCAGGCCACAGAACCAACAGGAGACGUCAGCCCACAGAACCAACAGGAGACGUCAGGCCACAGAACCAACAGGAGACAUCAGCCCACAGAACCAACAGGAGACGUCAGCCCACAGAACCAACAGGAGACGUCAGCCCACAGAACCAACAGGAGACGUCAGCCCACAGAACCAACAGGAGACGUCAGGCCACAGAACCAACAGGAGACGUCAGCCCACAGAAGCAACAGGAGACAUCAGCCCACAGAACCAAUAGGAGACGUCAGGCUACAGAAGCAACAGGAGACGGCAGCCCACAGAACCAACAGGAGACAUCAGCCCACAGAACCAACAGGAGACGUCAGCCCACAGAACCAACAGGAGACGUCAGGCCACAGAAGCAACAGGAGACGUCAGGCCACAGAACCAACAGGAGACGUCAGCCCACAGAAGCAACAGGAGACGUCAGCCCACAGAAGCAACAGGAGACGUCAGCCCACAGAACCAACAGGAGACGUCAGCCCACAGAACCAACAGGAGACGUCAGCCCACAGAACCAACAGGAGACGUCAGCCCACAGAACCAACAGGAGACGUCAGGCCACAGAAGCAACAGGAGACGUCAGGCUACAGAAGCAACAGGAGACGUCAGGCCACAGAAGCAACAGGAGACGUCAGGCCACAGAAGCAACAGGAGACGUCAGGCCACAGAACCAACAGGAGACGUCAGCCCACAGAAGCAACAGGAGACGUCAGGCCACAGAACCAACAGGAGACGUCAAGCCAGAGAAGCAACAGGAGACGUCAGGCCACAGAACCAACAGGAGACGUCAGGCCACAGAACCAACAGGAGACGUCAAGCCAGAGAAGCAACAGGAGACGUCAGGCCACAGAACCAACAGGAGACGUCAGCCCACAGAACCAACAGGAGACGUCAGCCCACAGAACCAACAGGAGACGUCAGCCCACAGAAGCAACAGGAGACGCGUGA
Messenger RNA from Procambarus clarkii (red swamp crayfish), 1905 nucleotides. The record is from RefSeq and is a predicted model, not a curated record. NCBI's taxonomy places the organism in Eukaryota, Metazoa, Arthropoda, Malacostraca, Decapoda, Cambaridae.